Molecule: messenger RNA, 2080 nt
Organism: Colletotrichum godetiae
Lineage: Eukaryota; Fungi; Ascomycota; Sordariomycetes; Glomerellales; Glomerellaceae
Product: dihydroxyacetone kinase
Exons: 1
Coding region: 216-1994 (592 amino acids)
Biological process (GO): glycerol catabolic process
Cellular component (GO): cytosol
Molecular function (GO): glycerone kinase activity; ATP binding
Source: RefSeq, a predicted model, not a curated record
CUGGGUCCCCGGAAAAUCGCACACCAUCAACCGACUGCACCACAUAUGAUAUCGACCGUUCAGCGACAGAAUGAACUCAUCUGUAGGAAAAUCCAGAGUCAAAUUGAACUUCGACAUCAGAGGAAGCGCAUUCUGAUCAGUCUUGCAACUUGUUUUAUGAGCUCCAUCGACACCCAAUAAUCCUACACUUACAGAUAGAAGCACCAUCACGAGCCAUGUCCGAUCGUCACAUCUUCACCUCCUCAGAGGGACUCGUUGAUAAGUCUCUCAGAGGUUUCAUCUCAUACAACCCUUCCCUUGGUCUGGAUCAGUCAAACCGUGUGGUCUUUGACUCAACAUACGACAAGUCCAAAAUCAGCAUCAUUUCUGGCGGUGGCUCCGGUCACGAGCCCGCCUGGGCAGGUUAUGUCGGCAACAACAUGUUGGCGGCUUCCGUGUCCGGAGAUAUCUUUGCCAGCCCGUCCGCGAAGCAAAUUCAGUCUGCCAUUGAGCGUGUGCCUUCAGCCGUCGGCACUAUCCUCGUCAUCACAAACUACACCGGCGACUGCCUUCACUUUGGCCUCGCUGCCGAAAAGGCACGGAGUCGCGGGCACAACUGCCGCAUGAUCAUCUGCGGCGACGAUGUGUCUGUUGGAAAGGCUGGCGGUAGCUUGGUGGGACGCAGAGGUCUUGCCGGGCAGAUUGGUGUUCUCAAAGUCAUUAGCGGAGCGGCUGGCGUCAAGGCCGGCACUCUCGACGACAUCCAUCAGCUCGGUGUUUCUGUCGAGUCCGAGAUUGUGUCCAUCGCGGCCACCAUGGAUCACUGCCACGUGCCAGGGCGCACAGAGCACGCUCGUCUGGGCGCUGACGAGGUGGAGGUUGGCACUGGGCCUCACAAUGAGCCUGGAUAUAGCAAGGUCUCGCCUGCGCCGUCUGCAGAGGGUCUGAUUGAUGAGCUGCUGCGGUACUGCUUGGACCAAGAGGAUCACGACCGGGCGUAUGUCAAGUUCAAAAACGACGACGAGACAAUCCUUCUCGUCAGCAACUUUGGAGGCAUCUCCUACCUGGAAAUGGGCGCUUUGGUCGACGAGCUCCUUGAGCAGCUUGACGCAAAGUGGAACAUUAAGCCAGCGAGAGUGUACUCCGGUCCUCUCGAAACCUCUCUCAACGCACCUGCAUUCUCAAUUUCCCUGAUGAACAUCACAGCGGCAUCGAAGAAAUGCAGCUUCUCAGCAGAGCAAAUCUUCCAAUUCGCUGACCUCAAGACCAACACGCACUGGGAGUCGAUGGCCGGCGCUCAAGCUGUCCGCCGUGACAGGAAACUCCAAUUUGUACAGUCGCCUCCCGAGGAGCCAAAGAAGAUCGAAGCAGACCGCGACGUCAGGAUGGACCCGGCAACGCUCAAGUCUAUGCUAAACAAGGCUUGCCUGGCGGUUAUCGAAGCCGAGCCCGACUUGACAAAGUGGGACAUGGUGAUGGGUGACGGCGACUGCGGUGAGACACUCAAGACGGGCGCGUCGCAUCUUCUUGAUGCUCUAGACAACAAGUACAUCGCAGCGGAAGGAUCGAUCGUCUCAGUUCUUCACGAGCUAGAGGAUAUUGUUGAGAGCAAGAUGGGUGGCACGCUUGGGGGUAUCCUCGGUAUCUUCUUCGUUUCGCUUAGCAACUCUGUAGAAGAGAAUGCGUCGCUGGCAAAGUCGCAAGGUAUCUUGCCUCUGUGGACACUGGCGCUCACAUCUGCUCUGGAACACCUGAGCCACUAUACACCCGCUAAGAUCGGAGACCGGACGAUCUUGGACACGCUGAUCCCCUUUGUCGAUGCGAUUCGCAACAAGGGCUUCGAGGGAGCGGUCGAGGCAGCGGUCGAGGGGGCCGAGUACACCAGAAAGACCAAGGCGAAGCUAGGUCGCGCUACAUAUGUUGCGGCAUCUGGAAAGGAUACGUCGUUCCACCCUGACCCUGGUGCCUGGGGUGCGAUGGUUGCAAUCAAGGGCUUGCAAUCCGGCAUGGCUUGAGUAGCUCGAGCUCAUAUGGCUGCUCUUUCAUUUUCCUACAUAAUUUAGCGUUAGAUUUGAAUUUACUGAAAUCACUCAACUCCAAA